ACACUGGCUAUGAACUAUAUAUCCGUCACUGUCAAACUUACUAGUCUGCAUCACAUCCUACGUUCAUGAACCGGUCUGUGACAAAAGUAAAACCGACCGUCGGUGACAUGAGACCAGCUUGCGAACAAAAAAUCUGAAAAAGAUGAGUACAUUUACUAUGCUGCAGCAUGUUAUAAAUUUCCCUACGCCGGCGAUGAUUAUCCACUGCACGGGCCACACCAGCACCCUGGUCAAUUGUCAAACGUACAACUCCUUAAAGCUCGCUUUGCCCUUUUCCCCAUCUUAAUUCGUCAUUCUUCCUGGGGGGGGGGGGGGGGAAAAAAAACAAGGAAAGACAAGAGCAAAGCAAAAGAAAAGACGCAUUAGUCUGAUCAUCGGACAAAGAGACUCUUGCUUCUUUUGCUUACAUUACGUUAAACCCUUGAUUCGCAGAAAUGGACGGCUUUGAUCGACUUCCGGACUCGCUGAUUCUCCUGAUCUUCAACUCGGUCUCCGACAUCAAAACCUUGAUCCGGUGUCGAUCCGUUUCGAAACGAUUCAACUCGCUCGUCCCUCAAGCCGACUCGCUUCUCCUUCGGGUUGAUUGUGUCAUCUCGCCCGAGUCCGACUCCGAUUCCGUCCUCCUCACUUUCCUCAAAACAAUCUUCAAGUCCCUCCACGACCUGCUUCUCUCCCCGAAGCCCGCGCACCCUAUUCGAUCCAAAUCCCAAUCGCAGAAUUCCCCGGCUCAAAUUCUGUCGCAGUUCGACCGGAUCCGGCGCCUGGAGGUCGAGUUACCCGCGGGUGAUCUUAGGUUGGAGAAAGGCGCCGUGGUGAAAUGGAAGGCGGAGUUCGGGAGGACUCUGAAGAGCUGCGUGAUCGUGGGUUUACGCACCGUAAGGGUCUGUGGGUCGGGAUAUUCGGUUCCCAACGAAGGCGACACGGAGUUCGCGGUAGGGCUGAAGACGAGGGUGGUGUGGACGAUAAGCACGUUGAUAGCGGCGUCGGCGAGGCACUUCCUGUUGAAGGAGGUGGUGAAAGGGCACAGAGAGAUGGAGAGGGUGACCUUGAAGGACAGAGAAGGUGAGGGGACAGUGGUGAUGGAAAAGGAAGGGCUAAGAGAGUGCAGGGAGGAGGAAUGUGAGGGCGCGGGUGAGGUGAGGGAGGAUGAGUUGGGUUGGGAGAGGAGCAGGACGGUGGUGCCGUGCGUGAGGAUGCGGAUGCGACACGAGCCAAGGCUACAGCUCAAGUGUGGGGUGUGGGUGGAAGGUGCGACACUCGUGGUGGUGAGACCGAUUGCCAUGAAAGAUGGUGGUGGGUCCCAUUGUGACGUGGAGGUCGAUGGAGACGCUGAGCUUGCGUUGGUUGCGUUUGGAGAUGACAAGGAUGGAAUAUACGGAGAGGUCGUACGGGCUUUGCUUAGCAGUAGGAGUUACCUUUUGGAAAUGAACUCUUUCUAGUGUUGUUUACAUCUUUGGGUUGGAUUUUCUGAAUCUAUGCAUGUAUAAUAUACUAUAUUUGUAUGGCUUCUUGUCUCUAUGGGCAGUUGCUAACAAGGUUCGUCAUUGUUCAAUUUCAAUUUGCUUUUGCCUUUGAUCAA
This is a messenger RNA of Carica papaya (papaya), 1579 nucleotides long. Its product is annotated as F-box protein AUF2-like. The record is from RefSeq and is a predicted model, not a curated record. NCBI's taxonomy places the organism in Eukaryota, Viridiplantae, Streptophyta, Magnoliopsida, Brassicales, Caricaceae. Gene Ontology annotation, molecular function: protein binding.